UAUGGCAGGGCAGCGGUGCUGUCGGUAAGCGUAUGGUCCGGUCAUUAGCAGCAAGUAUUCCCGCACCGACCACCAUCCCCUCCCUCCCUCCCCCUCCUCCAGAUCCCGUCCUGAUAGCGGCCCGCAGACACGCAGCUUGCAUCUGAUCAUCAAAGCAGAACAGCCGGACUUCCACUUAUAUCAGGGGGGAAGACAUGCAACGUGGAGCGGGGGUCUAGGCGGAGUACGAUGCCUUAGACUUAAAGAGAGCAAGCCUGGCACAAGAUGGAGGUAAACAGCGUUAGUAGUGAGGUCAAUGGACAUCAGAUGAUGGACGAGCCCAUGGAGGAGGGAGAGUCUUUCACACACUGUGAUGAAGGGACAUAUAAGGAGAUUCCUAUCACCCACCAUGUGAAAGAGGGCUGUGAAAAAGCUGAUCCAUCUCAGUUCGAACUGCUCAAAGUCCUCGGCCAGGGUUCUUUUGGCAAGGUGUUUCUUGUCAGGAAGAUCAUGGGUCCAGAUGCUGGUCAGUUAUAUGCAAUGAAAGUUCUAAAAAAGGCAUCUUUGAAAGUCAGGGACAGAGUUCGCACUAAGAUGGAAAGAGACAUUUUAGUGGAGGUCAAUCAUCCCUUCAUAGUGAAAUUGCACUACGCCUUUCAGACAGAAGGGAAACUGUAUUUAAUACUGGACUUUCUCAGGGGAGGGGAUGUAUUCACUCGUUUAUCCAAAGAGGUUAUGUUUACAGAGGAAGAUGUGAAAUUCUACCUUGCAGAGCUGGCCCUGGCCCUCGACCAUCUGCACACCCUGGGCAUAGUUUACAGAGAUCUCAAGCCAGAGAACAUCUUACUUGAUGAAGCUGGACACAUAAAGUUAACAGACUUUGGCCUGAGCAAAGAGUCAGUAGAUGCUGAUAAGAAGGCUUAUUCCUUCUGUGGUACGGUGGAGUAUAUGGCCCCUGAGGUGGUCAACAGGAGAGGACACACGCAGAGUGCAGACUGGUGGUCUCUGGGAGUACUUAUGUUUGAGAUGCUAACGGGGACAUUACCAUUCCAAGGGAAAGACCGCAAUGAGACCAUGAACAUGAUUCUCAAAGCUAAGUUAGGAAUGCCUCAGUUCCUCAGUUUGGAGGCCCAGAGUUUGCUGAGAAUGCUGUUUAAACGUAACCCCGCUAACAGACUAGGGGCCGGGCCCGAUGGAGUGGAGGAGAUCAAACGACAUGCUUUCUUUUCCACCAUCGACUGGAAUAAACUGUUCAGGAGAGAGCUUCAGCCCCCAUUCAAGCCUGCAGCAGGUAAACCAGAUGACACAUUCUGCUUUGACCCAGAGUUCACCGCUAAAACGCCUAAAGACUCCCCAGGUAUCCCUCCCAGUGCUAACGCCCACCAGCUCUUCAAAGGCUUCAGUUUUGUUGCUCCAACCCCCAUGGAUGAUAACAAGAGCUCCCCGCUGCUCAGCAUACUUCCAAUAGUUCAGAUGCACGGGGGGUCAGCCAAGUUCUCUGAUCUGUACGAGCUGCAGGAGGACAUAGGGGUCGGUUCCUACUCCAUUUGUAAACGCUGUGUGCACAGAGUCUCUGCCGUGGACUACGCUGUGAAGAUUAUAGACAAAAGUAAGAGGGACCCCUCUGAAGAGAUCGAAAUCCUGAUGCGAUACGGACAGCAUCCCAACAUCAUCACUCUGAAAGACGUGUAUGAUGAGGGCAGGUACGUUUACGUGGUGACGGAGCUAAUGAAGGGAGGGGAGCUGCUGGAUAAGAUCCUCAGGCAGAAGUUUUUCUCUGAGCGAGAGGCCAGCGCUGUGCUCUACACCAUCACCAAGACUGUUGACUACCUCCACUGCCAAGGGGUGGUACACAGAGACCUAAAGCCCAGCAACAUCCUGUAUAUGGACGACUCGGGGAAUCCUGACUCCAUCAGAAUCUGUGACUUUGGAUUUGCUAAGCAGCUUCGAGGGGGCAACGGCCUGCUCCUCACACCCUGUUACACUGCCAACUUUGUGGCACCAGAGGUACUAAUGCGGCAAGGUUAUGACGCAGCCUGUGAUAUAUGGAGUCUUGGAGUUCUACUGUAUACAAUGCUGGCAGGGUACACGCCGUUUGCUAACGGGCCAAACGACACACCAGAGGAGAUUCUACUUCGAAUAGGGUCCGGAAAGUUCUCUUUGACAGGCGGCAACUGGGAUACUGUUUCAGACACCUCAAAGGACCUGCUGUCUCAUAUGCUCCAUGUGGACCCUCACCAGCGAUACACAGCUGAGCAGGUUCUAAAGCAUUCCUGGAUUACCUGCAGAGAUACGUUACCACACUUCCAGCUCACACGCCAUGACGCACCGCACCUCGUUAAGGGAGCCAUGGCUGCCACCUAUUCAGCACUGAGCCAGAAGACGAGUCAGCCGGUGUUGGAGCCCGUGGCAGCGUCCAGUCUAGCCCAGAGACGCAGCAUGAAGAAACUCACCUCAACAGACAUGUAGACAAACACACUGCUCGCCCUCCGGUUUUGACCUCACUCUGUCGGACUCUCAUACACAAACACAGACCGAAGUCCUGGCCAGUCAAACCCACUGUCUCCCUUUUUAAUCUAUUUAUUUUUUGACACACCUGGCAUACGCACUCAUACACACCUACAUACGCACACACACACACACACACACACACACACACACACACACACACACACACACACACACACACACACACACACACACACACUGGACAUGGUUGGAUUGUGAAGAAGUCAGCUGAAGAUGAAGAGGGGAAACUCACAUAUCUGUUACUGCUGGGGAGACAGACUUGUAUUUAUUUCCACAGCUUUCAUAUGCACUUACCCUCCUCGCCUUUCAUUCUUUCUUCCUCGGGAAGAAUCGCACCAGCUGAUGUUCUCCUUCACUGUGAUUGGCUGAUUCAAAGCUGCUUCGGUAAACUGUGCCCCCCCCACUGCUCUUCAUCUGCGCCUCGCCACCCUCUCCUCCUCAGUUCUCUCUCUCUCCUUCCCUGUUUUUGCUUUCGCUCUCUAAACUUCUUUCCUUCAAAGUGAAGUAAUGGUUUAUGUGCGAGAGUAUUGGUAAGAUGAUAUUGACUGAGGGACAAUGUCAGACUGUUUUCUUUCCGAUUCUCUUAAAAACAAACGAAUAAUUAAAUUUAAAAAAAGACUCUGCUCAUGGCGGAUUAAAGAGUCCCUGAGGAUCAAAAUCAUCUACCAGCACUUUUGGUAACAUAAAUGCAUGUGUGGACAGAACCUGUAUUUCUUUUCCCUUUUAUAAUUCACCAUCUGACUCAUGUUACUUUGUGAUGCUAACAGUGUAUCAAAAGAGGUAAAAAGCUGCAGAUGGACAAAAGAUAAGGUCUAGAGUUGGAAGGUGAAACAAUGUGGUAACGAUAACAGAAUUUCUAGUUUGCAAAAAAAAAAAGAAUAUAUAAAUAUAUAUAUAGUAUAUCUAUAUAAUGAAGAUAUUGAAGAUGAAGAGCAUGUGGGGGAGCUGUAGGGAUUUCUCUGGGGGGGACGGGACGCACCCCGUUGAACCAGAGAGGCUGAAUUAAAAAAAAACACAAAAAAAAACAUUUCCAUGGAUAUCUCUUCAAAAAGACAUUGUGGAAAUUAAAUUGUAUGAUAUUGUAUUUAUUUCAUUUGAUUUUUAAGAUUCUAUUUUUCUUUCAAGUUCUGUAUAUAUUGACAUUAAAGAUCAUUAUUGA
This is a messenger RNA of Scomber scombrus (Atlantic mackerel), 3667 nucleotides long. RefSeq names its product ribosomal protein S6 kinase a, like (gene rps6kal). The transcript has 22 exons. The coding region runs from base 265 to 2448 and encodes 727 amino acids. Gene Ontology annotation, molecular function: ribosomal protein S6 kinase activity; ATP binding; magnesium ion binding. NCBI's taxonomy places the organism in Eukaryota, Metazoa, Chordata, Actinopteri, Scombriformes, Scombridae. Gene Ontology annotation, biological process: protein phosphorylation. The record is from RefSeq and is a predicted model, not a curated record.